GCGCGGAGCAGCCAGACUCCGCUUUCCGGGAGGAGCRGCGGCCUCAUUUCCCUUGGAAAAGACGCCGGUCCCGCUUCCCUAGGAAAAAGGCCGGACCCGCUUCCCGCUUUUCUGGCAGAGCAGCCGGAUCCGCUUCCCUCGCCCUCGGCACCCGCCGCUGCUGAGGGAGCCCGCGCGCAGUCUCGGCCGGCCCCGCUGAGGCGAGCGGCGCUCCCGUCCCCUCUCCGCUCUCUCGCUCCAGGGGUUCAUCCCCCCCUCCCUUCGCCGCCAAGAUGCCGCGGAUUAUGAUUAAAGGCGGCGUGUGGCGGAACACCGAGGAUGAAAUUCUGAAAGCAGCUGUUAUGAAAUAUGGCAAAAACCAGUGGUCUCGUAUUGCCUCGUUAUUGCAUAGGAAAUCAGCAAAGCAGUGCAAAGCCAGAUGGUACGAAUGGCUGGACCCGAGCAUCAAAAAGACCGAGUGGUCACGGGAGGAGGAGGAGAAACUSUUGCACCUGGCCAAACUGAUGCCAACCCAGUGGAGAACCAUUGCCCCCAUCAUUGGGAGAACUGCUGCACAGUGCUUGGAACACUAUGAGUUUCUGCUGGACAAGGCUGCUCAGAGGGACAAUGAGGAAGAAACUGCUGAUGAUCCUCGGAAAUUGAAACCUGGAGAAAUCGAUCCAAAUCCAGAAACGAAACCUGCCAGGCCAGAUCCCAUUGACAUGGAUGAAGAUGAGCUUGAAAUGCUGUCUGAGGCUCGAGCACGUCUGGCGAAUACACAGGGAAAGAAGGCCAAGAGGAAAGCCAGGGAGAAGCAGCUGGAAGAAGCUCGGCGUCUUGCUGCACUUCAGAAAAGACGAGAACUUCGCGCUGCUGGAAUUGAGAUCCAAAAGAAAAGAAAAAAGAAGAGAGGUGUGGAUUACAAUGCAGAAAUUCCAUUUGAAAAGAAGCCUGCCCCUGGUUUUUAUGAUACAUCAGAAGAAAACUACCAGUCCCUGGAUGCAGAUUUCAGGAGACUACGUCAGCAAGACCUGGAUGGAGAAUUGAGAUCUGAGAGGGAGGGAAGAGAGCGCAAAAAGGACAAGCAACAUAUGAAACGGAAAAAAGAGUCAGAUUUGCCCUCAGCAAUUCUGCAGACCAGUGGAGUGUCAGAAUUUACCAAAAAAAGGAGUAAACUGGUGCUUCCAGCACCUCAGAUAUCUGAUACAGAACUUGAAGAAGUUGUGAAAGUUGGCCAGGCAAGUGAGAUUGCACGGCAGACUGCUGAGGAAUCUGGAAUCACAAACUCAGCUUCCAGCACUCUUCUCUCUGAGUAUAAUGUAACCAACAACAGCAUAGCACUAAGGACUCCCAAAACUCCAGCAGCCCAAGACAGGAUAUUGCAGGAGGCCCAGAAUCUGAUGGCUCUCACGAAUGUGGAUACCCCCCUGAAAGGAGGUCUUAAUACUCCCUUGCAUGAAAGUGACUUUUCGGGGGUAACACCGCAGAAACAGGUUGUUCAGACUCCAAAUACUGUGCUUUCCACGCCUUUCAGAACACCCUCUCAGGGAUCAGAGGGCUUAACUCCUCGAGGAGGCCUGACUCCCAAACCUGCACUCGGCACAACUCCUGGGAGAACUCCACUGCGGGAUAAACUGAACAUCAACCCAGAAGAGGGAAUGGCAGAUUACAGUGACCCAUCCUAYGCAAAACAAAUGGAGAGGGAAUCUCGGGAGCACCUGCGCCUGGGGCUCAUGGCCCUCCCUGCUCCCAAGAACGACUUUGAAAUUGUUCUACCUGAAAAUGCAGAAAAGGAACUYGAAGAACAUGAAGUAGAUGAAACCUUUGUAGAAGAUGCUGCUGAUAUAGAAGCUCGCAAGCAGGCUCUCCGAGAAGCAGAGCGUGCCAAGGAACUGAAGAGAAUGCACAAAGCUGUGCAGAAGAAUCUACCAMGGCCCUCAGAAGUUAAUGAAACAAUACUGAGACCGUUAAAUGUGGAGCCUCCUCUAACAGACUUGCAGAAAAGUGAAGAACUCAUAAAGAAAGAGAUGAUCACUAUGCUUCAUUUUGAUCUUUUACACCAUCCAUUUGGAGAACAGUUCAGUGGUAAGAAAGGGAAAGGCCCAGGGUUUGGAAGCAACAAUGCAGAGCACAUGGCUUACUUGGAACAAAAUCCUUAUGAAAAGUUCUCCAARGAAGAUCUCAAGAAGGCACAGGAUCUGCUGGCACAAGAGAUGGAGGUGGUAAAGCAAGGAAUGGGGCAUGGAGAGCUGUCAAGUGAAGCUUAUAACCAGGUGUGGGAAGAAUGUUACAGCCAAGUGUUGUACUUGCCUGGACAAAGCCGCUACACAAGGGCUAACUUGGCCAGCAAAAAGGACAGGAUAGAGUCACUUGAAAAGAGACUCGAGAUCAACAGAGGCCACAUGACCACUGAAGCAAAGAGGGCUGCCAAGAUGGAGAAGAAGCUGAAGAUCCUGCUUGGUGGUUACCAAUCUCGAGCAAUGGGGCUCAUCAAGCAGCUGAAUGAUUUGUGGGACCAGAUUGAACAGGCCCACCUGGAGCUGCGAACCUUUGAGGAGCUGAAGAAACACGAGGAUGCUGCUAUCCCUCGGAGACUGGAGUGUCUGAAGGAAGAUGUGCAGCGACAGCAGGAGAGAGAAAAGGAGCUCCAGCAGAGAUUUGCUGACUUCAUGUUGGAUAAAGAGACUUUCCAAGCAAAGUAUUAAAGCACAAAAUUCCAUCUGUCACUGAUGUAACAUUUUUAAAGUGUGCAGAUACUUCUCCAGCAGCUUUUGCCAGCAGUUGCAGAAAUCAAGUGUAGUCUGCUGUUUUCAUCUUGUCAAGUUUUGUUCCUUCAGUGAACUAUUCCAAAUGCUCUAGGUAUGAAUUGCUCUGGCCAGUGUUAAAAAUGGGAUUGAAAUGUCCAAAAUUUUAUUGAAAGAAAAAAUCACUCUUGUAUKAUUUUAGCCAUGUCUCCAUUUGCUAGGGUUAUCACAUUAUUCCUAGUGUUUUAUCAGUCUUAAGACCUGUAAGAUACAUACCUGCAGAAUAAUGUCUUUUAAAUAAACCUGGAAUGUUACAAAAGUCAAGUAAUAAUGUCUGUCUUUUAGCUAAAAUUGAAUCUUCACGUAUCCCAGCCCUCCUUUGUGUUUCUGGUAAAUUGUCUGUCUUCCUUUCUCCCUGCUGCUGCCUUUAUUUUCCAUGAUCAAUUUGGAAUUACCUGUGUGGGAUUGUUGUCUAGGUGAUAAACAGCAUGUUCCCAGCUCUUCUCUGUGCAUGUGAAUAAACACACCCAGUUUAUCAAGGUGCUCUAAUGGUCAUACUGGCAUAAUCUCCCCAUCCUGGAACAGGGUAGGGGUAAAUUUUACAAAGACACCCCUCAUGGACUAAUGGAACCAUAGAUUUCAGCAGAAAAAUGUACUGUUAGAUUUUCUGAGUGUAAAUUUUUAUAAAUCAUCUGCUUUGUUGCCCACGGUGUGGGAAGGGAAAGAAGCCCUGUAUUUGCCCCUCCUCUCAUUUCACCACAUCUCAACAAGAUUUAAUUGUCUCACUGCUUGUCAUGAAGGGUAAGGAAGGAAUUAGGGAAAGGAGGGAAUGCACUAUUUCCUAUUCUUUAAAAGUUUCCUAAAUUCUAUCCAAAAUCUUCAUCUGCAUAUUGUUUAAUUAUGCUACACUUAACACCAUAGAUUCGUUUGGGUUGGAAAGGACCUUACAGAACAUCUUGUUCCACCCCCUGCCAUGGACAGGGACACUUUCCACUAUCCCAGAUUGCUCCAAGCCCCAUCCAACCUGGCCUUGGACACUUCCACGGAUGGAGCAGCCACAGCUUCUCUGGGCAACCUGAGCCAUGGCCUCCCCACCCUCACAGUGAAGAGUUACUCCCCAACAUUAAACCUAAACCUGUUCUCAGUCUGAAGCCAUUCCCCCUUGUCCUGCCACUCCAGUUCCUUGCAGAUGAUUUCUGUCUUGCUUCCCUGCAGGCCCCCUUUGGAUGUUAYAGGUYACUGUGGGGUCUCCACAAAARCUUCUCCAGGCUGAGCAGCUCCAGRUCUCCCAGUCUGUCCCCACAGGGGAGGUGCUCCUGUCCCUGGAGCAACUUUGUGGCUGCCUCUGGACCUGCUCCAAAUUUCUAUGUCCUUUGAUUGGCCCCCAGGGCUGGAGGCAGCUCUGCAGGUGGGGGUCUCACCAACCAACUCAUGUUGUGUUUUUAUCAGCACUUAGGUUACAUGUUACUACUUAAAAUUUUGUCAGUUAUUCCCAGUGCUUUCAAUAAAAGCGUUU
This is a messenger RNA of Malurus melanocephalus (red-backed fairy wren), 4239 nucleotides long. It is a transcript of the gene CDC5L, whose product is annotated as cell division cycle 5 like. The record is from RefSeq and is a predicted model, not a curated record. Gene Ontology annotation, biological process: mRNA splicing, via spliceosome; regulation of transcription by RNA polymerase II. The coding region runs from base 273 to 2684 and encodes 803 amino acids. Lineage: Eukaryota; Metazoa; Chordata; Aves; Passeriformes; Maluridae. Gene Ontology annotation, cellular component: Prp19 complex; spliceosomal complex. The transcript is spliced from 16 exons. Gene Ontology annotation, molecular function: RNA polymerase II transcription regulatory region sequence-specific DNA binding; DNA-binding transcription factor activity, RNA polymerase II-specific.